This is a messenger RNA of Paramuricea clavata, 429 nucleotides long. Lineage: Eukaryota; Metazoa; Cnidaria; Anthozoa; Malacalcyonacea; Plexauridae. The record is from the annotation of a GenBank genome assembly.
GUCUUGCUGUUGGUAAAUGUUGCAAGUGAAUGUGGUUACACAGAUGGUCAUUAUAGAGAACUGGUUCAGAUUCAGGAAGAGUUUUCAUCUCAUGGUUUUUCAGUUAUAGCAUUUCCUUGCAACCAGUUUGGACACCAAGAACCAAACGAUGACAAGAGUAUUUUAAAAUUUGUCAAAAAGCAAUACAAUCUGAACUUCCCAUUGUUUUCAAAAAUUGAUGUUGGAGGAGAGCAUGCUCAUCCAUUGUACGUCUACUUGUACAAAGCAACCUCGGACUACCCGAAGUGGAACUUUGGAAAAUACUUGGUGGACAGGAAUGGAAAGGUUGUGAAGUUUUUCUCGCAGAAUAUCACACCAAGAGAAGUUGUGCCUUAUAUUGAAUUACUGAUUGAAAACAAAACUAUAGAUUCUUACCAUACAGAUUUGUAG